This is a messenger RNA of Trichosurus vulpecula (common brushtail), 4676 nucleotides long. RefSeq names its product integrin subunit alpha 4 (gene ITGA4). Gene Ontology annotation, cellular component: external side of plasma membrane; integrin complex. The record is from RefSeq and is a predicted model, not a curated record. Gene Ontology annotation, molecular function: integrin binding. The transcript is spliced from 28 exons. NCBI's taxonomy places the organism in Eukaryota, Metazoa, Chordata, Mammalia, Diprotodontia, Phalangeridae. Gene Ontology annotation, biological process: cell-matrix adhesion; cell adhesion mediated by integrin; integrin-mediated signaling pathway. Bases 96 to 3188 code for a protein of 1030 amino acids.
UGCGUCCUCGGUUCACUUGGGGCGCUCUUCUAUGCCUAUUUGGGCACAACUUCUGAGCUGUGUGCGGCUUGUUGGAUGUCCCGAACGGGGAGAGCAUGGCUUGGAAAGAAAGUCGAAAGGCUGGGCCCCCGGGAGUGGCCAUCUGGAAGGCGGUGAUUAUCCUUCUCUGCCACCGGAUUCCUAGGAUCCGUCCCUACAACUUGGACACGGAAAACCCACUGCUCUUUAACGGACCCAAAGGGACCCUGUUUGGCUAUUCUGUCGUAUUGCACAGCCAUGGGGACAACAGAUGGCUUGUGGUGGGAGCCCCCACCGCCAACUGGCCAACAAACGCUUCAGUGGUCAACCCCGGUGCAGUUUUCAGAUGCAAGAUUGGAGAGAACCCUGACCGGGUUUGCGAACAACUCCAGCUGGGCAGCCCUGCUGGAGACUAUUGUGGAAAGACAUGUUUGGGAGAAAGAAACAAUCAGUGGUUGGGGGUCAGUCUUUCCAGACAGCCAAAAGAGGAUGGAACUAUUGUGGCUUGUGGACAUCGAUGGAAAAAUAUAUAUUUCAUGAAAAAUGACUAUGAGCUUCCCAAUGGUGUUUGUUAUCUAAUGCCCCCUGACUUGCGAACAGAGCACAGUAAAAGAAUGGCUCCCUGUUAUCAAGAUCAUCUGAGAAAAUUUGGAGAACGGUAUACAUCAUGUCAAGCUGGAAUAUCUAGUUUUCACACAGAGGACUUAAUUGUUAUGGGAGCCCCUGGAUCACAUUACUGGACAGGUUCACUCUUUGUUUACAGCAUCACUACAAACAAGUACAAGGCUUUUGUGGACAGAGAGAAUAAAGUAAAAUUUGGAAGCUAUCUAGGAUAUGCUGUUGGUGCUGGUCAUUUUCGAGAUCACCAGCGUAUGGAAGUAGUUGGAGGAGCUCCACAGCAUGAGCAGAUUGGUAAAGCAUACAUAUUCAGCGUUGAAGCAACGGAACUGAAUAUAUUGUAUGAAAUGAAGGGGAAGAAGCUUGGUUCAUAUUUUGGAGCCUCAGUUUGUGCAGUGGAUCUCAAUGCAGAUGGCCUCUCCGACUUACUUGUUGGUGCCCCUAUGCACAGUAUUGUCAGAGAAGAAGGAAGAGUUUUUGUUUACAUCAAUGCAGGCUCAGAAGCAAAAAUGAAAGAAAUGGAAAUUGAACUGGUUGGAAGUGACACAUAUGCCGCAAGAUUUGGAGAAUCCAUAGUCAAUCUAGGGGACAUUGAUAAUGAUGGCUUUGAAGAUGUUGCCAUUGGGGCUCCUCAAGAAGAUGAUUUACGUGGAGCUAUUUAUAUUUACAAUGGCAGAGUAGAUGGGAUAUCACCAUCCUUUUCACAGAGAAUCCAAGGACUUCAGAUCAGCCAGUCCUUAAGCAUGUUUGGACAAUCAAUAUCUGGAGGCAUUGAUGCAGAUCAUAAUGGAUACCCAGAUGUAGCAGUUGGUGCCUUUUGGUCUGAUUCUGCUGUGGUGCUGAGGACAAGGCCAGUCGUGAUUGUUGAGGCUUCUUUAAAACAUCCUGAAACAGUAAACCGGACUAAAUAUGAAUGUAUUGAAAAUGGACAACCUUCUGUUUGUGUGGACCUGACCCUCUGCUUUUCAUAUAGGGGCCGAGAGGUCCCAGGCUAUAUUGUUUUGCUUUAUAAUGUGAGCCUGGAUGUGGGCAGAAAGGCUGAGACUCCAUCAAGAUUUUACUUUUCUUCUAAUGGAACAUCUGACGUGAUUUCAGGAAGCAUCAGUGUAUCCAAUCUUACAGAAAACUGCAAGAAGCAUCAGGCAUUUAUGCGGAAAGAUGUAAGGGACAUCCUUACUCCAAUUCAUAUUGAAGCAGCUUAUCACCUUGGGCAUCAUGUGAUCAGUAAAAGCAACACUGAAUUUUCACCACUUCAACCAAUUCUUCAGAGGAAGAAAGAAAAAGACAUAAUUAAAGAAAAGAUAACCUUUGCAAGGUUUUGUAGCCGUGAAAAUUGUUCUGCUAAUUUACAAGUGUCUGCAAAAAUUGGAUUUCCAAAGCCACAUGAAAAUAAAAAUUAUCUUGCAGUUGGAAGUAUGAAGACUUUAAUAUUGAAUGUUUCAUUGACUAAUGCUGGAGACGAUGCAUAUGAUACAAUUCUACACAUUCAUUUGCCCAAAGGUCUCUACUUCAUUAAAAUUUUAUAUCUGGAAGAGAAACAAGUAUAUUGUGAUGUAACAGACAAUUUGGGUGUUGUGAAACUUGUCUGUAGGAUUGGUCAUAUAUACUUGGAUCAUCUAUCAAAGGAAGAUGUUAGUUUUCUCCUGGAUGCAAGCUCACUUAGCAAAGCAGAAGAUGACCUUAACAUUACAGUUAAUGCUACUUGUGAAAACGAAUGGGACACAGACAGUCUGUUGGAUAACAAUAUGACUUUAAUAAUACCACUGAAGUAUGAGAUUACGUUAAACGUUCACGGGUUUGUAACACCAGCCUCAUUUAUUUACGGACCAAGUGAGGAAAAUGAACCUGAAGCUUGUAUGAUGGAGAAAAUUAAUUUUACUUUCCAUGUUAUCAAUGCUGGACCUAGCAUGGCUCCUAAUGUGAGUGUGGAUAUCAUGGUACCUAACUCAUUUACCCCAUAUAACAAUAAACUAUUCAACAUUUUGGAUGUCCAGACAACAGCUGGAAAAUGUGAUUUUGAUGAUUAUCAAAGGGUAUGUGCUUUACCACAAGCAAAGAGAAAAUCAGAGCCACUAAAAGAUAUAGUCAAUUUCUUUUCAAAGACUGAUAAAAGGCUGAUGUACUGUCUAAAAAAUGAUCCACAUUGUUUAGUUUUUUCCUGCAAUUUUGGAAAAAUGGAAAGUGGAAAAGAAGCUAGUGUCCAUAUUCAUUUGGAAGGACGGCCAUCAGUUUUAGAAAUGGAUGAGACCUCGGCACUCAAGUUUGAAGUAAAAGCUACAGUCUCACCAGAGCCACAUCCAAAAGUUAUUGAACUACACGGGGAUGAAAACGUUGCAUAUGUAUAUCUGGACGGAUUGCAUCACCAAAAGCCUAAACCGUAUUUUCGUAUAAUGAUUAUUUCAACCAGCUUUAUACUGGGUUUCAUUGUAUUUUUAUUCCUUUCAUGCAUCAUGUGGAAGGCAGGCUUCUUUAAAAGAGAAUACAAAGCUAUUCUUCAAGAGGAAAACAAAAGAGACAGUUGGAGCUACGUCAACAGCAAUAAAGACAAUUAAAGACUUCUUUUUAAAGUAUACCAGUCUCAGGUUAACUAUGGAAGACACUGCUUACAAGAAAAAAAUUGUCAACUGAAUUUUACUGUGUUUAUUCAUCUUGAUGUGCUGUGGGGGGGGAAGCUUAAAUUUGACCAUGUGGCAGAACAUAUCAUAAUUCAAGUAAAGCAUCUAAAUGGUGAUUAUCGUUUCAAGAAGAAGGAAAAGGAGGUAUCUGAAAUAACCAAAGAUAACAUCUUUCUCAGGUAUCAGAAGAAUUGAAGAACACUAAAAAGGUUUAUUUCUUCAAGAUGAGUAGUUCUCUGAAGAGAUCACGGGAUGCCAGUAUAUGUGUAUUGAGUUGCAUCGUGGAGAGAAUAAGCAACUUAGUUUGGCAAACACUUUUACUUGAAGCAUCCUUUUGAAUACAUGUUCUUGCAAGCUAUACUCAUUUUAGUGGUGAAAUAAACUCUUAGCAAGUGGACAUUAGUUACUUUUGAAGAAGUUGGAUAUUUGAAAUAGUUCUCUUUGAGGUCCUGUUUAUUAUACCUCAAAGGACUGUUUCCAGACUUUCCUAUAUGAAAUGAUCAGAAAAGGAUUACCUUAUGUUAAAACAAAAGCAUCUUUAAUGAUCUUUGAUUAUAUAACUCACUUCAUUUGGAUUGCAAUCAGCAAGUAUUUAUUAAGAAGCUAAUAAUAUUUAAUAACUUGCAUUAACUGAGGAAAAUAAUAGCUGAACCAGUGUGCUCAAAUAUGCGACUUUAACUGGUUGUGCCUGAAGAGAAUGAAUGAUGUGUGAUUUUUUUCUUUUAGGUCUAUGGAUUUAUAUAUACAUAUGUGUAAAAUAAGCAGCAUUAUGUAUAAGAAUAUAUAAAAUUCAUUUAUGCUUCUUUAAGUUAUGUAAAUAUGUGCACAUAUAUUAACAAUAUACUUCCUUCCAUGGUACCUAUGAACAAAUAGAAGAAAAUAGUUUUUAACUGAUUGUUUAUAAAUUUGAAAAAAGUAUUUACUUCCAUUGAUAUUUUUAAUAUUGAGACAACAGAUUGUGAGUGUUGCACUUUAGCCAAUGUCUGAAUAGGAAAUACACUGAUAUAUAUGAUGUAUGUAUUCUGAAAACCAUACCUCAUUGAUGAUGAAAACAGCAUCAAAGCUGUUUAAGGACAAACAUUAUAUGCAAAUACUUUUAUACUGAUUGGACAAUAAUGAAAUGCACUAAUAUAUAUUUGAAUAGUAAUGAGUGCUAUUCAACUAUAAGUAUUAAAUGAGUACUUACCAGUUUUUGUUUUUGUUUUUACAAAAAGAUGCAAAAGAAAUCAUAAAUUUAACUGUACUAAAAAUAUUUGGGGAUUGAAGGAUAAAUGCAAAGAAUACAAAUAUAGCAAAUGUUUCCAUUAAAAUGUAAGGUAAUUUUUUAAAGUCAUGAAAUACCUUAUUUCCAGGUUUGUAAGUAAUUUAUAUUGUAUUUCAAAUGAAAAUGCUUUUCAGUUGUAGUAUUUAUUACAUAUAUAAUAU